This is a messenger RNA of Aspergillus ruber CBS 135680, 2145 nucleotides long. RefSeq lists its product as uncharacterized. The transcript has a single exon. The record is from RefSeq and is a predicted model, not a curated record. NCBI's taxonomy places the organism in Eukaryota, Fungi, Ascomycota, Eurotiomycetes, Eurotiales, Aspergillaceae. The coding region runs from base 1 to 2145 and encodes 714 amino acids.
AUGUUACUCUUUCCCUUGACGCAGAUCCGAAUAUCUACGACGCGUUUUAUCCCUGUACUACUCACUUUGCUAAAUGUCGUCUCCGGCGCGCCUAACGUAUCGCUUCCCAAAAACGUCCCUGAUUGUGCUUUCUCUUGUGCCGAACGAUUUAUAGAAUCCCAAUUCCCGACAAGUGAAUGUCCAAACCGAUCAAACACAGACUGUUUCUGCAAAACGAAGACAGAGAAUGGGUAUACACUAGGAGAAGGCAUUGUACAAUGCAUACUGAGUUACUGCUCGGACGAUGUGGUGGAAAAGUCAGGCGACGAUGUUUAUGAAAUCUGCGACGGGGUGAAGGGUGCUGUUUCUAAGACCCAUGCUACUAUUAUUGCUACACUGGUGCCCAGUGUGACGUCUACUGCGGUUUCUGGUAUUACGAAUGCGCCAACAAUAUCAGCAUCGGCUUCAGGAACGACAGCUUCUGGGUUUGAGACUUCUGUGACUUCGCCUGUUCUUACGUCGUUCCAGAGUCCGGUGUCGACGACUGGGUCGGAGGGGGUUGCUUCUGUUACGAGUAGUGUUACUGAGUCUCAGUUUCAGUCUCCCAGUUCCAUGCCAGAAGCCAGCGGAGAUGAAGAUGAAGAUCAAGAUUCCAAUUCACUCAGCGCAGGGGGGGUCGUAGGUGUGUCACUUGCCUCGGGGCUAUCAGGAUCCUUCCUCAUCGGAAUUGCCAUUUUCUUCUGGUGGCGGAAAAUGCGACGCAAGCGCAAAGAAGCAGACGAUGCACAUUACUUCGAAAUUGGGGGAAGAAUGUCAGAGCCUCCGGACUUCGACACACCACCUCGACGACCGACUCCCGGUCCCAACAGUUACCGUCCGCGACCUCCGCCCAAAUCUCCAGAUCGGAUCCAGACUACGGAGACAUCGAGGUUGAUGUCACCAUUUCUGCCUACGCCAAAACCUGCGAAUCCGAAUCCUGCUGUUGUUGUGACGGACGUGGAUAAUGAUCAUUAUCAUGAAAGGGGAGGUGGGUUUGGUGAGGAACCAGAACGGACUGCGCAUGCGUUACCGCAAUUUGUGUUUGAUGAAGCGGACACACCGCGGAGUGUUCCUGCGACUCAACGGACGAGAUCUGAUCAGUUGCUACCGGAGAAACCAGAGUUGUUGCCUGAGCCAUUGAAAUGGGUCCGACCAAGACCCUCAAGAUCGAACAGCGAUGCGCUUACCAUGUUCGAGGAAGAUGUCGCUCAACCCAAGAGCCAUCUGUCCAAUGGCUACACUAACUUCUCUGGCCCACUAGGCCCCAGGCCAAUGAAUAGUAAAAGACCAAUGGCUGGACUACCAGCUAACCCUCGAGCCAUGAUGUAUGGCUUCGGAUCACAUGAUCACUUACCACCUAAACGGAGUCAAGAUAGUCUUUUGAGGCCGACUUAUCUCCAACCCGAGUCCAGGCUAUCUUCUUUCGUAACAGCGACGCCAGAACGUUGUUCACAUCCAUCCAUGUCAGAUGACGGUUACGACGAUAACUACUCCUACUGGCAAGACUACGACACCAACCAACCCCAACCACCAGCUCGCAUUGCAAACCGUCGUUCAUAUCCCAGUCCAUCAACCGAAAGAUGGAGCAACACUGGAUUCGACUACAGCCUCGAAUCACCCCGAAUAUCCCGCCACUCAGGCAUCUUCAAACCACUCACCCCCGUCCGCGAAGAAAGCAGGACCCCAACAUGCAGCCUCUCCAACCCUAGUCCGCAGGACCGGAUAGGGUUCUCCACAGGGAGUCCGCAACAGCGCUUUUACCACCCCAAUCCUCAGACCCCCAAUCUCGAACCAACACGUGAAAUCGUCUCCAGACCACGCAUCGUCCGUCAGCAUGAUAUUAAGCGAGUUGAGAUCCGCCGUGGCAAGUCCCGUGAGAACACCCCCGUUAUGAGUUCUCCAUAUUCACCCGAUGAUUAUUGGAAUGAGCCUAGUCGAAACUCCCUGACACAGGUUACUACUGCUGGUAGUAGUACUAUGACUACCCCGACGUCAUUGUCAAUGGGUACUUCCAUUCCUACCGUUGAAAAAACGAUCACCCGUAAACCUGCCAAGAGACAGUCGGUGUUUGAGCGUAAUUUGACGCCGUCGAGGGAAGGUGCGGAUUUGAUAUUACGGGUGGACUAA